Molecule: messenger RNA, 3341 nt
Organism: Haliotis rubra (blacklip abalone)
Lineage: Eukaryota; Metazoa; Mollusca; Gastropoda; Lepetellida; Haliotidae
Product: cubilin-like
Exons: 20
Coding region: 112-2802 (896 amino acids)
Source: RefSeq, a predicted model, not a curated record
UGUUUUGCAAUCUAUUUAUGAUCUUUUCAUUAGAGCGUUCCCUGCCUGAUAGGGUGUACACAGAGAAAGUGAUUCAGGGGUUUUACAAUUACAUUGUGAGGUGAUCUACUAAUGCCAGUCUUGCAUGAGAGCUCUCCACAGCGACAGGAUGCCAUUAUGAACAUACCAUAUUUCUUUGGAUUAUGUGUUUUUUGGUUGUAUGGGCCGCUGGUCUCAGGUGCGUGCAAUGUCACGCUCCAUGCACAGAGGGAACCGCUGAAUUUCACAUCGCCUAACUACCCAGGCAACUACGGAAACCAUGAAAACUGUUAUUGGGACAUCUACCCUGAAACAAGCGGCUACAGGGUUGUGCUCGAAAUGGUGUUUUCCAACAUCCAAUACUACUUCACCUGUAACCAUGACGUUCUUACCAUAGACGUCAUAAAUAAUGGUGAUCAAAGUAAAGCCUCUUCGCGUAAAAUCUGUGGCGAAAGCAGAUGGAAUAUUCUCAUCGAAGACGACCAACAUAUCCAUGCAGUGUUCACGACUGAUGCCAGUGGAACCAGGAGUGGUUUUCUCAUUAGAUACUAUGAGAAAAAUGGUACCGAAACGUGCGGUGUACCUCUCGUAGCAACUUCUGUCGGCAAGACAUUUACCUCGCCUGGAUACCCAAACACCUACUUCCAGAGGCAGACAUGUACCUGGACUAUUACAGCAGAACAUCAAAACCAAACCAUUCAAUUGUACACCAUGGACUCGGUACUUCAGAACGUCUCAUCUCGUGGAACUUGCAACAAUGAUUAUGUCACUGUAUACAACGGUCAAUACGGUUCCUACCAGCUCGGCACCUUCUGUGGCAACGAAAGACCUGUUUUUAACAGUGGUGGGAACGCCUUGAGUGUUCGUCUACGAACUGAUUCCUCGCAAGUCUACAAAGGAUUCAAAAUGCUAUACAAAGCUAUACCGGCAACAACGUGCAGCGUCACGCUUUCCGCAGGUUACAGUCCAAUGGUGAUUGUCUCCCCUGGCUAUCCAAGCAACUACGUAAAUGGAUUGGACUGUCAGUGGACUCUAAAUGCACCGAUAGGAAGCAAUAUAACGGUGAAAGUUUUGUUUCUUGAUUUGGAAAAGGUGGCAUCGUGCGUGGAUGAUUAUCUACUGUUUAAAGAUGGUUCAGCAAACGAUGCUCGCCAACUGGCAAAGAUUUGUGAUAGUAGGUCUACUCCCAUCGUCAGCUCCAGUAACCACAUGACCAUCAUGUUUCACUCAGACCAUGCUGUCACAGGAGGAGGUUUUCGUUUGCAGUACUCAUCUGCUUUCGACUGUGGAUUAUCAGAUCUCUCCGCAUCUUCUGUCACGUGGAAGUACUUGACUUCUCCUGGCUAUCCUUCGAACUAUUACAACAAUGUACACUGCGAGUGGAAAAUUAGAGCACCGUAUGGAUAUGAAAUUAAAGUUGAAAUUAUAUAUUUGUCGUUGGAAUAUUCCUCAUCUUGUUCGAGGGACUAUCUUGUCUUCAAGGACGGUUCAUCAUCUUGGUCACCUCAGUUGGGUAAAUAUUGCGGUGUUUACUACAGCAAACAGCUUGUCAGUUCCAUCAACUACAUCACCAUCGCCUUCCACACCGAUGGCUCUACCACGCGACAAGGUUAUAAUCUGAAGUACAAAGCUGGAAUAUUCCCAUCAACAACAACAACAACCACAGAGAGACCGCAUGUUUCUAAUUGCGGUAGUUCAUUGCUCAGCGCCAGCAAAUACUCCUGGAGGUCUUUGUCAUCCCCUGGGUACCCAUACUACAACUACAAUAACAAUAUGUACUGCGAGUGGACAAUCUCUGCACCUGCUGGAUAUAAAGUAAAGGUUGAAGUUCAGACUAUUUCUAUGGAACACGAUCCAUCCUGUUCUAAAGACUACGUGCUCUUCAGAGAUGGUUCCUCAUCUUACGCCACUCGGUUGGGUAAAUACUGUAGUGACGUCACCGGCUACAUCGUCAGUUCCCGCAACUCCAUGACCAUCACGUUCCGCACUGACAGUUCUAUCACAGACAAAGGAUUUUCUCUGAAAUACACUGCGCAGACGACAGUGUGUGGCGAAGAUGAUACGAUAAGCUAUGAGACAAAAUAUAUUGAAUCACCGAAUUAUCCUCUGUCCUAUCCCGACAAUGCGGACUGUGAGUGGACAAUCAGCACUUCCAUUGACGGAUAUGUAAUCCAUGUGGACGUGGUGUAUUUCAACAUUGAGCAAGACAGCAGCUGUUCCUAUGAUUAUGUACAGCUCUAUGAUGUCACGAGUUAUGAAAGCUCGAUCGGUCGAUGGUGUGGGAGAGAUGGACCAAAUACACAGACUACAGGACAGACAAUGAAGGUUAAAUUCCACUCCGAUGGUUCGACUUCCCGUUCCGGAUUUAAAUUGUCCUUUACUGCCGGCGAACCAACAUAUGAUUCUGCUGCACCAACGAACAUCGGAGCCAUACUGGGAGGUGUAUUUGGCGGGAUCACAGCUGUGGGUAUUGCAACCUGCUGCUGCUGUGGACUUUGUUUCAGAAAGAAAUCCAUUCCCAACGUCCAACAGCAGAGAAACAGACCACGUGAAGGCACCGUCUCCUUCAUCAACGUCCCCAGCUACCCACAAACCCCGCCUACUGCUCCUGCUGUUCUGCCGUUCAUGUCUCCACCACCUCCUUCUUACAAUGAUGUCGUGAAGGAUGAUCCCCCACCGUACUUUCAGGCAGUUCCACUAUCAGACAUACAGCCGGUUGUCACGUCAUACAGUAGCGGUGCAUCUGAGCAUCAAGGGAUAGAUAACCCAGCAGGACCCAGCUGAGUGGCAGUUUCACAUGACGUGCAUGUUUGUUUAACUGGAGAAAACAGAACAAGACACAUUCGUGUAUACUUCAUGCAGUGUCCUCAUCCAUAUACUUUUUUGCAAGGGGUAUCGUUUCGUACCAUGGUUUUGGAUGAUUAUUUAAUAUUCAAAAUAUCUAUUACAGCCAAUUCUAAAAAUGUUGAUUGACUUGACGGAUUAGCAUAUAAGCAUAUUAAUGGUGUUAUACAAUAUGUCUAUAGGAUGUUUUCGUGGUGUAAUGUACACAGCGGUUGAAUUUUUAACAAUGUUUUUAAUCAUGUAAAUUAUUUUUACACAUACAUGUACGAUAUUGAACGGAUGUCGCCAUUUGGUGACAUAUCUUUCACCGACUCAAUAAAGAUUGUCCCAAACAAUGUGAUAAUGGUGAAUGGAUACUGCACAAUCCACACAAUCUCCCCAAGGAAAGACACCUUAGAAUAUUCCCUUGAAUCUCGUUUGGUAUAUUUUGAUAUUUUGUUAUUGUUUUUUGUAAUAAAAAUAUUUGGUAUUUCAAAUGA